This is a messenger RNA of Lodderomyces beijingensis, 7235 nucleotides long. Lineage: Eukaryota; Fungi; Ascomycota; Pichiomycetes; Serinales; Debaryomycetaceae. The record is from the annotation of a GenBank genome assembly.
AUGUUGUUGUUCUUCGUAUCUCUUGCUUCUUACCUCUUGCUUCCAGCAGUGGUAGUUUGUUGGUGUUAGUGGUGUGCACUGUGGUGAAAUUUUUUUGCAGGGUGAGUGGUGAACAACAUCAACAACUGAGAUCGUUUUUAUUUUUGGUGGAAAAACUUUACAACCAGAGCACUUUCCAUACUCUACAAGUAAAGAGGGAGGCAAAAGACAAACAUCUAAUACAUCAAAGCCCGUUGAUUUUGCGCAGCAAGAGUACAACGUACCCCCUCCCUUUUUUUGCUUUUUCAUAUUUGAUUAAUUGAUCAAAAUUUCAAUCACGAUAUAGAGGUCAAGAUAGUACGGGAAAAAAGAAGCUCAUUAGACAACAAAGCGCAGGGCUUUUUUUUUCAAUUUUUGACAACCAACUCAACAUCCAUAGCGAGUAACCCUUUUUUUUUUUUUUUGACAAAAGCGCAGCACCAAUUGUGUCGAAUCAAACCGUGAUUUCGACUUCAUCCGCAGAGAGCCCCAAGGGCAAGAACCAGAGGCAGCUGCAUCCAAAUCAGAAACCAAGGUCAAAACCAAAACCGAAAUCACAUCCAAAACCAGUUGAAGAGAGUAAAGAGAACCAAGAGAGCACAGAGAGCAUAAAAGUGGACCCUGAACUCACCAAAGUCAUCAUCAAUCAACUAUCAAUUCUUUUAACCACAGUCGACUCGUCGAAUCUUGAAUCGUACCAUAAACAAAUAAGAUACAUAUUAGCGAGAGAAGGUGGUAGCCCCGUCGUAAGAGCCAACUACAUUGAAAAACUAGUUAAUCUCAUCCGAUUCAGCGACUUCACUUCAAAAGAGUUAAAUCCAGUAGAGAGCCUAUUCGCCAAAGAGUUGAACCUUAUUGCCUCCAAUUUGGUCGAUACAGAAGUCCUAUUUGCCCAGUUUGACCAGAAGCUAGAGUUUUCGACUAGAAACAACAUUGUUGAAUUUGUCACCAAGUUCGACUGCGAUUUAAUCUUUCUGUUUAUACUAUUGAUCAAGUAUAACAGCAAGUCAAACCUAGAAGCAGCAAGGUUAUUCAUCAAGACCCAUUCGCUUGAAUUAUUGAACGCAUUAAGAGAUCGCCAUUUCUCUCCCGACUACAACUGGAGUUUGCUAUUAGAGUCGAUUCUCAACACCCCUUACUUCCCAUUUUUGCAUAAACUAUUGAUACUUAGUUCACUCAAAGCUUUCAGAUUAAGCAUCGAGCCCAUCAACACCUUCUAUCAAAAUAUCUUGAAAAUGACGUUCCAGGAGCUUUUAAACGAAGUUGGCUUUGACAAUUUGAUUCCUGAAAAAUUAUUGCCCAGCUUGCUACAAAUCAAGCCCAAUGAGAUUGACCAGAGCGUGGCCUUGAUUCUAUCCGAGGUGUUGAUCCCCGGGUCCCAGCUAAUAAACCAGCACACGUAUGCCCAGACUUUGCCCGAGGCUAAUGCCAAAGGUGCACAGCUUCAAGCAAGUUUCAGAAGUAUCGAGCAACUGGGGAAAUUAAACAUCAACUGGUACGAGGUUUUCAACCACGUCCACCAGAAUCUUUUCGACUCGGGCCAGAGAAACAUCCAGCCCACUGUGAUUAGUGUUACCCAAUUUUUUUCAUCCUUAGAUUUCAAGCAGGAACCGAUUGAUAUCUUCCUCAACUAUGAGUGGUAUUUCAGCAAGACCUUGUUGUACAUCCUACAAACCACGGAUGCUUCUCAGGGAGCCUACGAUAUUGCAUUGCUGAAUAAUUUAGCCCUAUGCUUUGACGAAGAUAAACUUUUACUCCAGCAACCGCAACCGCAACCGCAAAGAAGGAAUAUUUUGAAAUUUAUAAAUGUCGCUAAAUUGGAAGUACUGGUUGUCAUCAAGCUCCAAGCGCAGCAGCAGCAGCAACAACAACAACAACAACAACAACAGCUGCAGCUUUUGGAACAAGAUGCGAGACUCAACACUUUUAUCAAUCAAGUGUUUGAACACGACUAUCGUGCUUAUCCCGAGUAUGUUCUUGCCGCAGCAGUGGCCAUCAUUGACAAGACACCAUUUGUGAAUGAAUUGAUCGAUACCUUGUUUGGCUUGCUUGCAGACAACCAAUCGCCGUCGUUGCCAAAAGUGUUGCGAAUGAUGCUGGAGUCGGGCUUGGCAGUGCCGAAACUUGUGAGCUAUUUCCAAAACAGGCUCACCAUUGACGCAGCACAAAAGGUGGCUAGUAUUGCCUCGCGCGAAGGCAUAUUAGCCGAGGUCAUGUCCCAGCUAUGGUCAUCAUUGGGUGCCAAGACGGCAGUCAAGGUGCUCAUUGAAACUAGUUUUGUUGACUACGACUUUAAUGCAGAAUUGGAUUCAAAGCUCAAGGAUCCUCAACAGGCAAAGAAGUCGGUUUACAAUGCAUUGCUCGAGGCACUCUUUGAAAGAGCCCAAAGGGACUCGGAAACAGGGCAGCAGCACCAGCAACAAGACGCUACUUCUCAGUUCCUGCUUCCUCCAUCGCACCCGCCCGUUUUGAGAAUCGCAACCGUCAACUCGUUGCUCGAGAAAUUAAAGAAUAGCAACGGCGCCGUGGAUUUGAAAAAGCUCAAAGACUUGCAGAUCUUGUUGCUCACGACUUACCCGAGAUUGAUCAAUUUCGGUACUGGCCACGACGAGGUGAUUCUUGCCAACGAGGCCAACUCUGCGUUUUUCCCACAGGCCGUUGAGUUGGAAAUGAAGGAGUACUAUUCCAAAAUGUACAGUAAAACCGUUGAGAUACCUGAAGUUGUCGCUGCCUUGAUCAAAAUGAAAUCAAGCGACGAUCCGCAUCAACAGGAUGUCUUUGCAUGCAUGAUCCACUCUUUACUCGAUGAGUACAAGUUUUUCGCUGAGUACCCGCUAGCGGCAUUGGCCUCGACAUCUUUGCUAUUCGGUGCAUUGUUGGAGAAUGAUUUGAUCCAGGGCACAACGCUUACAGUGGCACUCAAUUUCAUCUUUGAAUCGUGCAACCAGCCACCGGAGUCGAAGCUUUUCAAAUUUGCCGUGCAGUCGUUGUACAACUUCAAGUCAAAGUUGCACGAGUACCCUAUCUAUUGCAAGCAUUUACUAGAAUGCAACUCGUUGGCUACGCAUGCGAAAAUGUACCAAGUAGUGAAGGACGCUGCCAACGGUAUCCCUUGCGGCGGCACGGGCGCCAAUUCUGGAGCGGGCGCCACGCAAACCUCGACUCCAGAUGUGGGGCCAAAGUAUCAAUCUAUCAACUAUGUCGAGCAAGCAACUGGUACAAUGCAACAAAUGGAACCCCCAGAGGAAAUCAAGGACAAGCUUUUGUUUGCAGUGAAUAACAUGACAAAGGAGAACUUGAGAUCAUCGGAGAUUCAGGAAUACUUGCAAGAACCGUACUAUGCGUGGUUUGCCGAUUACUUGGUGGCCGAUAGAGCGAAAGCCGAACCCAACAAUCACGAGCUAUACUCGGAUCUCGUGCGGUUGUUGCCAGAUGCCGUUUUUUUUGAAUACAUCAUGAACAUAACCAUGAAGGAGGUAUUUUUCUUGAUCAAGAACUUUAAGGACUCCACCACCCAGAGAAACCAGUUGAAGAAUCUUGGAGCAUGGUUGGGCAGAAUCACGUUGGCUAACGACAAGCCUUUGCGAAGGGACCUUGUUGCGCUCAAGUUCCUCUUGGUUGAGGCGCAUGACUUCAACGCAUUGCCAUUGAUCAUUCCCUUUGUCUGCAAGAUUUUGGACCAGGCCCAGUAUUCGAAAGUCUUCAAGCCUCCAAACCCGUGGCUCUUGGGUGUCAUGAGCGUUCUUGCUGAACUAUACGAGUUUGCUGAUUUGAAAUUGCAGUUGAAGUUUGAGAUUGAGGUUUUGCUCAACUCGUUCAAGAUGAAAGUAACGGAUUUGGAACAAAGCAGCAUUUUGAGAGACCACAACAAGGACCCCACUGCGCUUGCGACCUUGUUUGGGCUUCUUCCAAAAGCUGGAAACGCACAACUCGCAAAUGAAUUGUCUCGUCUCAGCUUAGAUAACGGUCCUGCUUCUGCGGCGGCCAAGUUCAACACCGCCGCUGCAGCGUUCCCGCCACAAGGUGUCGAUAAGCAGUUUCCUCAAGUCCAGCAACCCGUGUUGCAACAGCCACAACCACAUGUUCCUCAACUUCAGCAAGCACAACCCCAAAUACAGCCACAACAACAGCAACAAGAGCCAGGUUUGGACACAAGUUUCAGCACACUCGUUGGAAACUCUAUUUUCACGCAACAUGCUAAUUUAAGGAGAGCUUUCCAAGCGUCGUUAUCCAGAGCAGUAAGGGAAUGCGCUAUACCUAUCAUGAAUCGGGUUUCCGAGGCCGUGUUGGUGACAACCGAGUUUUUAAUAAAGAAGGAUUUUGCGACUGAAGUCGAUGUAGACAAGGUCAGAAGAAGUUACCGUCGGUUGGCCAAGCAGUUGUCUCACAGCAUGGUGUUGUGCAGCGGGAAGAAGUUGUUGUCGGAGACAAUCGAGGCCACGAUGUUGCAGCUUUUGGGCAACAACCCGAAUGAGAUUCCAAUGUUGGAGUUGAGCAAUGCCAUUCAAGCCAAUGUGGGUCUCUGCGUUGGCAUCGUGGACAAGAUUGCCUCGACUAAUGUCACCGACUUGAUUGAGGAGAGAAUGAGACCUUACAUUAUCAAUCGCGAACGCCAUAACCCGGACCAGCCUUAUGUUGAGAAAGGAACACCAGAAUCGUCGUUGAGAUUACCGGAGCCAUUGGGCUUGAGCACAAAGGGGUUGAGUGUUCAGCAGUUGCGGAUUUACGAACACUUUGGCGAACUUGCAACUGAGGAGAGAUCAUUGCCUCCUGCACUUGCUUCUAUUGCGCAAUCACAGCCUCAACAAUUACCGUUGCAGCAGAUUCAGCAGCAGCAACAGCAAGGUCCACAGCAGCAGCAGAUUCAACAGAUUCAACAACAACAGCAACAACAACAGCAACAGCAGCAACAGCAACAAGGUCCACAGCAGCAGCAGAUUACUCAGGAUUUCCCAUUGCAUCAGUCAACGCUUUUGCAAGAGGAUUCUGCAUCUAUGGACCAGCUCUUGUCUGUGAUCACGCAGUAUAGCGAGAAGGCCAUCCAGUUGCUCUCGGAGGUUAGCGAAACGAAAUUGGCAGACUUGGCUCCAAACCACCCCAUCAUGGCCGCUUUGACUCAGGCAUUGACCAUUGCCCAGGUAAAUGCAAUCAAGUACCCCGACUUGUUGUUGAAAGCAGCCCAGUAUGCAGUAAACUGCCUUUUCACUCAAAUCCACGAGAACCCUAUGAGCAACGAGAUCUAUGUGGUCAUGCUCGAUAAAUUGUGUGAGUACUCCCCAUCUACAGCCAAGGAUGUUACUUGGUGGCUCGUUCAUUCGGUAGACCAACGAAAAUUCAACAUGCCCGUGAUUUUGUCAUUGUUGCGAGUACAAUUGAUCCAGCCUAUCAAAUUGGACUCUUCCAUUGGCAAAUUGAUCAAGCAGUCAAACAACCCCGUUGUGGUGAAAUUUGGUGCCUCGUUGUUGUACAACAUCUUCACCGCAGAGGACUUGGCGCGUCCCAUUGCGUUGAGGUCGGAGUUUGCAAACACCUUGGAUGCCUUGUAUGAGUACCAGAAAUUGGGUCCUUUGGCUGGCAGCGAGAAUGAAAGUGCCAAAGAAGAGGUGGAUCGAUUGUUUCAAUUGCUCCACAAUGCCGAGCCAGUUUCCAAUGAAUUGUUUGCACAAUUGGGCUAUGUGUUUGCAGAGUGGGUUAGAUUACUCUCUCAUGGCAACGAGUCCACUUUUGAGUCGCAGGAUGAUUUUGUUGCCGGGUUAGUUGACUCGGGUAUUUUGAACAACCCCGAGCUUUUCAAUUCGUUUUGGAGAGCAGCAAUUGAGAUCUCGACGGCGUUGUUUAACACCGAGCACGAAUUGAGAACUAGAACGCAGCACGACACUUAUUUAUCUGUUGACUGUUUAGCGCUUUUGAUUGUGAGGAUAGUGUUGAGCAUUGAGGAUGAGGAACAGGCCAUCCAGUAUUUCAAAAAGAUUAUCGGGGUGUUGGUGUUGAAUAUGGUCACAGAACACGAAGAAGCCAUCAAUAGCUGGAGCGAACGUGCGUACUUUAGGUUGCUUUCAUCCUUGUUGUCGGCAUGGAGUGAUGCUUCAACUUUGGACGCCAAUACAACCAAGAGCCUCGACGUGCAGUUUUACGAGUUUUUGGGCGAAAUCUUCAACUCCUUGCAGCCGAUUGUGUUCCCCGGUUUCACUUUUGCCUGGAUUUCCUUAAUCAGUCACCGGAUGUUUUUGCCGAAAUUGAUGGAGUUGCCCGAAGGCCAGGGCUACCUGGUGGCUGUGAAGUUGCUUACUGGGUUGUUGAAGUUUCAACAAACUUACCAAAACAGAGAAAAGAAUCACGAUGUGUUGAAUGUGACGUUCAAGUCCAUCACCAGGUUAUUUGUUGGGUUGUUGCACGAUUAUCCCGAAUUCUUGGUCGAGUGCCAUUACCAACUCGUGACUGCUGCUCCAAGAGGAUACAUUCAGCUCAAGAAUAUAAUCUUGUCGGCGACACCCAAGUCGAUUUCAGCUCCGGAUCCUUUUACCCAGGGGUUGAAAGUGGAGCGGUUGCCAGAGAUAAGCAACGCUCCCGUUGUCUUUUACAAACCUAUGGAGGAUCUUGCUAAAGUUGGCUUGCGCAAACCGGUUGAAAACUACUUGAGAAUACCAGCGCCAGGUCUCACAAGAACUAUCUACAACAGUCUUAGGCUUGCCCAGCCUAAACAGUGCGAUGACUUUGGAUAUCCGGAAACCAUUAACUUCGAUCUCAAGUUGGUCAAUGCGUUGGUUCUUCACGUGGGAAUGAAUGCCGUGGCCGAAGCGUUGCCAAGCAAUAGAGGCUUCAACACCAAGACAUCCCAAGUGGCACUUUUGGUGGACUUGAUGAACUAUGGCCCGAACGAGUUGAAGUACCUUCUCAUCAACAGCAUUGCCAACCAAUUACGUUAUCCAAAUAGCCACACCCAUUGGUUUAUUGGAAUAAUCUUGCAUUUUUUCAGCUCCAACACCUUGUGGAACACUUCCGCGUCGAAACUUGUCGUGCAAGAGAUUAUCACUCGCGUGCUUUUGGAGAGAAGAAUCGUCAACAAGCCGCACCCUUGGGGUUUGACCAUUGUCUUUACCGAGUUGGUUAAAAAUGAUAAUUUUGGAUUCUUUGAAUUGCCGUUUGUUAAGAAUAGCGUCGACGAGAUUAAAACGAUUUUCGACACGUUAUCCCUAAACGUGAAAGGUUCAAGCUAA